CUCGCCCCGCCGCCGCACUACCAUGUUUGACGGCUGCCUCCUGCCCCUCGUCGUGCCCUGCCUGCUGCUCUGCGGACUGGACGCCGGCACAGCUGGCGGAGCGGAGCUGGAAGUGGUGAUUCCGGAGCGAGUGCCGCUGGAGAAGAUCCACCUGCUGCCGCCCGGAGGGGAUCGCGCCGGCCCCCGGCGCCGGCGGGCAGCGGCGGAGCAGGAGGAGGAGGAGGAGGCUGUCCUGCUCCGCCUGCCCGCCGCCGGCGCCGAGCUGUACCUGCACCUCCGCCGCGACCUGCGCUUCCUGGCCCGGGGCUUCGCGGUGGAGCGGCGGCGCGGGGAGGCGCGGCGGCCCCCGCGGGAGCGGCUCUGCUUCUACUCGGGACACGCUCUGAACCGCAGCGACUCCUUCGCCUCCCUCAGCACCUGCGCCGGGCUGGUUGGCUACAUCCAGCUUGGAUCAGAGCAGCUGCUGAUCCAACCUGUGAAUGCAUCUGAGACCUCAUUCAGUGGGAAGGAACAUUUCAUCAGGAGGAGACGAUCCACAAAACCCGGCCAUCCCACCAAGCCACAGGGCCCUGAGGAGCACUGCAAAGUUGUAGCAGAAAAGAAGAGACAGAAGAAAGUGAAGUCCACGAGUGACUGGCGGGAGAGGAGGAACGCGAUUCGCCUGACCAGCGAGUACACGGUGGAGACACUGGUGGUGGCAGAUGCUGACAUGGUGCAGUACCACGGAGCAGAGGCUGCCCAGAGGUUCAUCCUCACAGUUAUGAAUAUGGUGUACAACAUGUUCCAGCAUCAAAGCCUGGGAAUUAAAGUCAACAUUCGAGUGACCAAACUAGUCCUGCUUCACAAUCGCCCUGCAAAGUUGUCUAUUGGGCAUCAUGGAGAGAGAUCUCUGGAGAGCUUCUGUCAGUGGCAAAAUGAAGAAUAUGGUGGGGCAAAAUACCUUGGUAACAACCAGGUUCCUGGUGCCAGGGAUGACACCCCUCCUGUGGAUGCUGCUGUUUUUGUGACCAGGACAGAUUUCUGCGUGCACAAAGACGAGCCUUGUGACACUGUGGGAAUUGCUUACCUAGGAGGUGUCUGCAGUGCCAAGAGAAAAUGUGUUCUUGCUGAAGACAACGGUCUCAAUCUGGCAUUCACAAUUGCACAUGAACUUGGGCACAACAUGGGAAUGAGCCACGAUGACGAUCAUCAGCCCUGUGCUGGGAGGUCUCACAUUAUGUCUGGAGAAUGGGUGAAGGGCAGGAACCCAAGUGACCUUUCCUGGUCUUCGUGCAGCCGAGACGACCUUGAGAACUUCCUAAAGUCCAAGGUGAGCACCUGUCUGCUGGUGACAGACCCCCGGAGCCAAUAUUCCGUGCGGCUCCCUCACAAACUGCCGGGCAUGCACUACAGCGCCGACGAGCAGUGCCAGAUCCUUUUCGGCACCAACGCCACCUUCUGUAAAGAUAUGGAGCAUUUGAUGUGUGCUGGGCUCUGGUGCCUGGUGGAAGGAGACACAUCCUGUAAAACAAAGUUGGACCCCCCUCUGGAUGGCACCGAAUGUGGCGCAGACAAGUGGUGCCGAGCUGGGGAGUGUGUCAGUAAAACCCCCAUCCCUGAGCACGUGGACGGGGACUGGAGCGUGUGGAGCCAGUGGAGCAUGUGCAGCCGGACGUGCGGAACCGGGGUGCGCUUCAGGCAGCGGAAAUGUGACAACCCCCCCCCAGGGCCAGGUGGGAAGAACUGUCGGGGGGCCAGCGUGGAGCACACGGUGUGUGAGAACCUGCCCUGCCCCAAAGGGGUGCCCAGCUUCAGGGACCAGCAGUGCCAGGCCCAUGACAGGUACAGCAACAAGAAGAAAAGCCUCCUGACAGCUGUCAUCGUGGAUGAUAAGCCAUGUGAGCUUUUCUGCUCCCCACUGGGCAAGGAUUCUCCGGUGCUGGUGACAGACAGAGUCCUGGAUGGAACUCCCUGUGGGCCUUACGAGACAGACCUCUGUGUACAUGGCAAGUGCCAGAAAAUUGGAUGUGAUGGGAUCAUUGGCUCAGCUGCCAAAGAGGAUCGCUGUGGGAUCUGCAGUGGCGAUGGGAAAACCUGCAAAGUGGUGAAAGGAGACUUCAACCACACCAAGGGCAUGGUAACCAAUAGUCAUUGUAAGAAGGUUUCCACAUGUGUGAUGGCAAAGGCAAAGGCUGUUCCCAAGUGUUUCUCGUGUUACAUCGAAGCCGCUGUGAUCCCUGCGGGUGCCCGGCGGAUCAGAGUGGUUGAGGAUAAACCUGCUCACAGCUUUCUGGCUUUAAAAGAUUCCAGUAAGAGAUCCAUUAACAGCGACUGGAAAAUUGAGCUUCCUGGUGAGUUUCAGAUCGCAGGCACCACUGUCCGGUACGUGCGAAGGGGGCUGUGGGAGAAAAUCUCUGCCAAAGGACCAACUAAAAUACCACUGCACUUGAUGGUGCUGUUAUUCCAUGACCAGAAUUAUGGAAUUCAUUAUGAAUACACCAUCCCUGUAAACUAUACUGCUGAAAACAGAAGCGAGCCAGAAAAGCAACAGGAUUCCUUGUACAUCUGGACGCACAGCGGAUGGGAAGGAUGCAGUGUGCAGUGUGGAGGAGGUGAGCGGAAAACCAUCGUGUCCUGCACUCGGAUCGUUAACAAGACCAUGACACUGGUGAAUGACAGUGACUGCCAGCGAGUGACCCGCCCCGAGCCCCAGGUCAGGAAAUGUAACACACACCCCUGCCAGUCACGGUGGGUGACUGGCCACUGGAGCCCCUGCUCUGCCACUUGUGAGAAGGGUGUGCAGCACCGGGAGGUCACUUGUGUUUAUCAGCUGCAGAAUGGCACCUAUGUCAACACCAGGGAUCUCUACUGCCUGGGCAACAAACCAGCCACGGUGCAGAGCUGUGAGGGAAGGGACUGCCUGUCCAUCUGGGAAGCAUCAGAGUGGUCAAAGUGCUCAGCAGACUGUGGCAGAGGAAUUCAGAAAAGAACAGUGACAUGCACAAACUCCCAAGGCAAAUGUGAUGCAGCCACCAGGCCGAGAGAAGAGGAAGAGUGUGAGGAUCACACAGGCUGUUACGAGUGGAAAACAGGAGACUGGUCCAAGUGCUCCUCGACGUGCGGCAAGGGGCUGCAGUCGCGCGUGGUGCAGUGCAUGCACAAAGUGACCGGGCGCCACGGCAGCGAGUGCCCGGCCCUGGCCAAGCCCCCAGCCUACAGGCAGUGCCACCAGGAGGUCUGCAACGACAAGAUCAACGUCAACACCAUCACCUCACCCAGGCUCGCUGCCCUCACCUACAAGUGCACGGGGGACCAGUGGACAGUGUACUGCAGGGUGAUCCGCGAGAAGAACCUGUGCCAGGACAUGCGGUGGUACCAGCGCUGCUGCCAGACAUGCAGAGACUUUUAUGCAAACAAGAUGCAGCAGAAGAGUUAAUGAACUGUGCCACUCCUUAGAGUCUUCCAGCUGUUUGUAUGUAAAUCACAGACUAGUAGGUCUGAGUACUGGAACUUCAUGAGUUGCUACAGCGUGGUGGAUCCCAAAGCACACCUAAUGAGACUUGAAACUAAUCCUACAGACUGGAUACCAAAGUCAUCCGCUCAUCCACCUUAAAAAAACACACAGAAAGGGUCAUCUCAAGGAGCCAAUCAUUUCUGAAUAUUUUGACAUCCUCACAUUUUUCAUUAUUGCUUUUUUAAUAUAUUAAAUCACCAGCCACUGGAUGGCUUGCUACCAUUAAAGGAAAGGACAAGCGUUGCAAAGUGAUUACAUUGGAUAAGGUUAUGGGUACCUCCAUGGAGGAAAGCCUCUGGCAAAAUAAUUCAGCAAAGGUAGAGACAUUACUUAAUCUUUUAAUCUUGGCUUUUAUCUGUUGUUUUCAAUUCCCAGCAGUUAUCCCACUGCAGAAUGGGCUUGGAGGGACAUGCAUAAAUGAAGGGCUUAGUUUAAAGAGAGGAUUUUCUGUAAAAGCUUGUGAAAACUGAUAGCAGAGGAUGGACAUCUCUGAAUUUCCUACAGAAAACUCAGUAUAAUUAUAUCCAACAUUCCAAGUCAUAUUUUUAGAGCCACUAAUAGGGAGUGCUUUUCCUUCUAAUUCUAAAAAACAAUCCUCUCUAUCUUUUCCCCAGAAUAAUUGAGUUUCUUUUAUGAAACCUAAUUUUUCUCUGAGCAUAAUGAAAUGGAAGCUUAUUAACAGCCGUAGAUAGUUACUUUUAAACAAGAACCAUUUACACAAGAUGGGAGAAGCCAGAAAUCAUUUCAUCCAGUAGAGCUCACUGAGGGAUUGCUUGGCCUAAGCUCUCUCCAAUUUCUAGAAGUCAAUCAGAUGAGACUGUUGGUUCUUAUAAGAGGACUGUGAAACUGCAUAGGGUUGGAACAGAAACUGAAUUUGGAACAAUCUUUAUGAAAAGGAUGUAGUGGGGAGCAGAACAGGUGUUUCCUAUCUCUGGGCUCUUUUAUACAGCUGAGGUUAUGUAGCUUUUGGAGUAACCAGAAGUAGCCAGGGAUCCAAGACAUUCAAAGUGUAACCUGGAGCUUGUGGGAAGCCAGAGGACUCAGACUUCCAUUGCUUCCAGGGCUUGGGAAAUUCCUCUCUGUCUUUGGAUGCUCCCUGUCUCGCUUCUGUGGUGC
Messenger RNA from Poecile atricapillus (Black-capped chickadee), 4609 nucleotides. RefSeq names its product ADAM metallopeptidase with thrombospondin type 1 motif 17 (gene ADAMTS17). Lineage: Eukaryota; Metazoa; Chordata; Aves; Passeriformes; Paridae. The transcript is spliced from 24 exons. The record is from RefSeq and is a predicted model, not a curated record. Gene Ontology annotation, biological process: proteolysis; extracellular matrix organization. Gene Ontology annotation, molecular function: metalloendopeptidase activity. Gene Ontology annotation, cellular component: extracellular matrix. The coding region runs from base 23 to 3415 and encodes 1130 amino acids.